UCAGAUGCUUGUAUGGGAGUAUGGUGGUGAUCAGUACCCCGAUAUGGCAUAUGGGGUGAUCAGGAUCUGGUAUGGGGUAUGGCAGUGAUCAGGACGUUGGCACGGGGUAUGGCGUGAUCAGGACACUGGUAUGGGGUAUGGCGGUGAUCAGGACACUGGUAUGAGGUAUGGCAAUGAUCAAGACGCUGGUAUGGGAUAUAGCAGUGAUCAGGACACUGGUAUUGGGUACGGCAGUGAUCAAGACGCUGGUAUGGGGUAUGGCUGUGAUCAGGACACUUUUAUUGGAUACAGCGGUGAUCAGGACAUUGGUAUUGGGUAUGACUGUGAUCAGGACGCUGGUAUGAGGUAUGGCGGGGAUCAGGAAACUGGUAUGGCAUAUGGGGUGAUCAGAAUGCUGGUAUGGGUUAUGGCGGUGAUCAAGACACUGGUAUGGCAUAUGGGGUGAUCAGAACGCUGGUAUGGGGUAUGACAAUGAUCAGGAUGCUGGUAUGGGGUAUGGCGGUGAUCAUUACACUGGAUUGGGUGUGGCGGUGAUCAGGACACUGGUAUGGGGGGGUGAU
Staurois parvus is the source of this 560-nucleotide messenger RNA. The record is from the annotation of a GenBank genome assembly. Lineage: Eukaryota; Metazoa; Chordata; Amphibia; Anura; Ranidae.